Molecule: messenger RNA, 426 nt
Organism: Acanthoscelides obtectus
Lineage: Eukaryota; Metazoa; Arthropoda; Insecta; Coleoptera; Chrysomelidae
Source: the annotation of a GenBank genome assembly
AUGGCGAAUGCGUCCGCAAUGCACUGUGUGCCGUCGCGGCGCUUGGCGUCGGCGCUGCACCGAUGCUGUGGUGGGGGGAAACGACGGCGCGGCGUCGCUCCUCAUGCCACCAGAGCUGGCGCAGCCGGCGUUCUCUCAAACGUGUCUGCCAGUGUAGACACUCCGACUAGACGCGGUGCGUUCUGCGGUUCUAUCGGACACCACCGGACACGGACACCCGCGACUCACGACAUCCACCACAUCGCGCCAUAUUGCCCGCCGACACCGUCUCAAAACUUUCUGCACCCCGCGACAGUUCCCUUGGAUGACAUGCGACAGUGCCGAUCAGAGUGGAGUGCUGCUGGACAUCAUCAAUUGCUGCACUGCAAUCUACCACGACUACACCCGCACCCGUUGAGUAUAGUGCGUCAAAAACGCAUUGCAUAA